UUCUUACUCUGAGGUAUUCUCCGGGUACUUUACUUUUACAGUAUAUUACUUCCUAAAAGCAGCUGGGAACUGGAAGCUAAAUUCAUCACAACAUGGGAAACAAGCAAUUCCAAAAGAUUUCUUUUUUUUUGUCUCGGUGAACCCUUGCAUUCCUUUCCAGGUUCUUUCAAAGUAGUUCUGUGGUUAGGGUGACUGCAUUACUGUUUUCAAGGGAUGUAGAUAAGCCUGAAAGAACACAAGUUUCAAGAAAGAAAUGAAAAAAGUGCCGUGCCUUAGAUGACCGUGUUUGAGAGCAGCAAACAACAGCAGCAAGGUCAGAGCAGGAAGUUUCCAGGUUUCUUUAUGCUGCUUGAAAACAGAAAGGAAAAACACCUCACUGAAGUGCUGUGGCAGGGCCCUCACCUAGAGCUCUUCUGCCAUGGUGACGGUUUAUCUGCUCUCUCUUUAUGGUUGUGCUUCCCUCCCAGGUCAGCUCAGUGCCCAGGGCAUGGCCAGCAGUGCCUAUGGUUAGAUUAACACCCCUGGGAAGUACUGCCCUGACCAAGUCUGUUCUCAUAUCUGUGCAGCAUAUUUAUUAAGUCCUCACUGAUAGCUCAUUCAUUAUAGGAAAGUUGGUGAAAAUCAGGGUAGUUGCCGUGGAGGUGGCAGGUUUGAAGGCACUUGAUGCAGAAGAUGCUGUGCUGUACCCCAUCCUUCCCACCCCAUUCUCCAUCUUCAUCUUCCUCUGCUUAAUUCCAAGUCCUUUCCCUCACUCACCCCAGAAGUCCCCCUUGCCUCCCAUGGUGUCCUUAGUCAUUUCACCCACUGCAUUCACCCUUUGCUCCUCUGAUACCUGCUCACUUCUGAGUUCCCCGCACAAGGCAGGAGGAGUAUUUUACACACAAGACAACACUGCCAGUGCAGCUGCUUCUCCACAGGCAUCCCACUGGGAAAUACAUUGGGAGUUUGUCACCAUGGUGCUACUGCAACACCCACUGCUCCUUCAGCCUCUCUUCCUCCGAGCUCUCUGUUAAGGGACUGGAAGAAGCCUGCCACUUCUUGAGCUGCUGGAAGAAAUGAGCCCAGACCUGGCCUUCCUCCCCAGGUGGUCACCAGCUUCCAUGGCAGGGGACAACUCUCCCCAGUCUAUGGUCUCAGAACAUCAUACAACACCUACGCAUCAGGACCAUGAAUACAUCCAACAACUGCAGUGCCACAGAUCUAGAAGUGUAUCAUCAUGUUCGUCUCAUUGAACUUGUUCUGUAUAACCUCAUUUUCUUUUUUGGAGCAGUAUUUAAUGGCCUUGCCCUCUGGGUUUUCUUCUGCAAGAUAAAGAAGUGGACAGAAACAAAAGUGUAUGUGAUCAAUUUAGUCUUUGCAGACUGCUUCGUCAUCUGCACCUUGCCUUCCAUGUCUUAUUUGCUCUGGAGUAAGUCAAAUCGAAAUGAACUCUGCCAGUUUAUAGAGGCAAUAUAUAUUAUCAACAUGAUAGUGAGCACCUACAUCGUUUCAUUUAUCUCCAUCGAUCGAUAUAUCGCUAUAAAGCAUCCAAUGAAAGCCAGGACCUUCAGGUCUCCAUCAAAGGCUGCCCUUCUCUGUGGGCUUCUGUGGGUCUCUGUGAUAAUCGGUACCACCUUAAGCCUUUGGCAGAGACAUGCUGCUUUCUGCUUUCAGAAGGAUUCCUCCACGCCCACUACUCUGAGCCUGCUUUCCAUUUUCUUCGCUUUUACUCUUCCAUUAGCAAUCUUGACUUUUUGCUCCACAGAAGUAAUCAGGAACCUUAAGAGACAUCUGAACACGAAUUCACCAGAGGAUAAAUCAAUCCAGAAAGCUAUUCACAUUAUCUAUGCAAAUUUGAUUGUAUUUCUAGUAUGUUUUCUGCCAGCCAGCCUUGGGGUACUUGCCAGGUUCAUAAUGGAGAGAGUCGAAGCUACCUGUUUCAUGCUCCAGGUUAUGAAGAACUUCUCCUCUGUGACAAGGUGUAUUGCCACAUCCAACUGCUGCCUGGACAGCAUCUGCUACUACUUUGUGAGCAAGGAGUUCCAUGAAGCCCUUCCACUGCCCAAAUCUAGCCCUGAACAAACAAAUCAACCCCCCCCCUUUCAGACAUACACGUGCUAAAGGAUGGGAGGGAGCCGGGGCGUGGAGAGGGGUGAAAAACACCAAACCCAAAAACCACCACAACAACUCCGUAUCAUCAAGAGAAGCUACAGCUUCAGUGUUAGUGGGAUAACUAUUGCUCUUUCUCUCUAGAGAUAGCUUUGUGUUACUAAGUUAUCUGCAAUUUAUACUCUAUGUUUCUAUUAAACAAAUAAGUUAUUUCACAGAGAUGUGUAAAGUGUGUAUGUAAUCACCGGCCACUAACAUGUCUCCAUUCCACCCUCCAGCACCUAUUCAUUAGUCUUACAGGAAGACUGGUGACCCAUA
Molecule: messenger RNA, 2406 nt
Organism: Calidris pugnax (ruff)
Lineage: Eukaryota; Metazoa; Chordata; Aves; Charadriiformes; Scolopacidae
Product: G-protein coupled receptor 35-like
Exons: 2
Coding region: 1168-2100 (310 amino acids)
Biological process (GO): positive regulation of Rho protein signal transduction; phospholipase C-activating G protein-coupled receptor signaling pathway; chemokine-mediated signaling pathway
Cellular component (GO): membrane
Molecular function (GO): chemokine receptor activity
Source: RefSeq, a predicted model, not a curated record